Stegastes partitus (bicolor damselfish) is the source of this 3806-nucleotide messenger RNA. It is a transcript of the gene rnf10, whose product is annotated as ring finger protein 10. Gene Ontology annotation, molecular function: transcription cis-regulatory region binding; metal ion binding. Bases 391 to 2754 code for a protein of 787 amino acids. The transcript has 17 exons. The record is from RefSeq and is a predicted model, not a curated record. Lineage: Eukaryota; Metazoa; Chordata; Actinopteri; Pomacentridae. Gene Ontology annotation, biological process: positive regulation of myelination; positive regulation of transcription by RNA polymerase II.
GGGUCUCUCAGGUUCCUAUCUGGCGACCCGUCGCCAUUAGAGCAAGCUCGUUGUAGCGGAUAUAUUUUUUUGGUUAAAAUCUUUAAAUUGCUACGUUUUCCAGCUUUUGGAAAACAUUUAACGCCUUGUUAAAGGCAUUUUGUUUUCCUUAGCGUGUAAGAAGCUUCAAUUCGGGGGGUCUUGGCCCCGCGUGGCGAGCUUUCGUCCUCUCUUCCAACAGCCUCCAUAUUUUGAGACGCCGAAAUCGUGUCUCUUAUUUUUUCUUUGGUUUGUUUUAUUGUCAAGAUGUCGCCGUGAUGGGGUCUCCGCGUUUGACAGAAAUGAAUCAGGGCCUUCGUCGCCUGACCCGCACUCACUGCAGCCCGCUUUCCUCUUUUGUUUUUCUGUUUGAUGCUAGAGAGCUCGGUGGCUCUCUGCUCGGAGCUCGGCCUCAACAGCGCUCACUGCACGGAGACAAACAUGGAGAAAAACCCAAACAGCAGCACCAGCACCAAGGUUCCGCCCCGUUCCAGCUCCACAGGCCCACAACCAGGCGAAUCUAAACCCAAAACAGAAGGUAAAAACAAUGGAGGCUCCAAGCGCUACAGCCGCAAGCGUGAGCCCUCCUUUCCUAAAGCAGACAGUUUCCCAGGCCCUCGCCGCACCAAUUCACAGAAAAGCAAGAAUUUUGACAAGAGACCCCCUCAGAGAGGUGGAGUGCGACAGUAUGGAGUUGCAGGUGGAGGACGACGUGAGGAGGUAGCAGAGACACGCCGGGCCGAGUUUAGCCCGGCUCAAUUUGCUGGACCGAAAAAAAUAAGCCUGAACCACCUGCUAAACUUCACUUUUGAACCCCGUGGAAGUAAUGGUGGUAUCGGAGAUGGUGGCCAUGCCUGCUGGGGCCGCCGAAACAAAUGGGGCCACAAGCACAAGCCCUUCAACAAGGAGCUUUUUCUGCAGGCCAAUUGCCAGUUUGUGGUGAUGGAUGACCAGGACUACAAGGCUCACUUCACUGAUCCAGAUACUCUGGUUAACUGGGAUUGUGUGCAGCAAGUGCGCAUCUAUAGCCAUGAGGUGCCAUCUUGCCCAAUCUGCCUCUACCCUCCUUUGGCAGCCCGCAUCACCCGAUGUGGACACAUCUUUUGUUGGCCGUGCAUGCUGCACUACCUGUCUCUUAGUGACAAGAGCUGGUCUAAGUGCCCCAUCUGCUAUGAGGCCGUGCACACCGCUGACCUCAAGAGUGUGGUUGCUAUGGAGACCAGGCAGUAUAUGGUUGGUGACGUAAUCACCAUGCGCCUGAUGAGGAGGGAAAAGGGGGCUCUGGUGGCCAUGCCCAGUUCUCAGUGGGUGAAGGUGGAGGAGCCUGUCCGCUUUGGAGAUGCUUGUUUGAGUCCAUACUCCAAGCUGCUGCUGACCUCCCCGGCGCAGGUCCUGAGCCUGAUGACAGAGGAGAAGGCAAUCCUUCAGGCUCAGCUUAGCCAGGAAGAGGAUGCUCAAGGCUGCUUCAUCCAGAGCGCCCUUUGUCUUCUACAAGAGCAAGAGGGAAUACUGCUGAAGCAGCAAAAGGUUAAAGCAGACAGUCUGGACAUGAGUUCUCUGACUCUGAAAGAACCUUCUUCUCCUGUGGAGGAAGUAGUGACUAACAUCAGCAGUGCCAAGCCUGUGCUGCAGUACUCCUCUGCAUUUGAUGAUGAGGUGGAGGACCUUGCUGAAGAUGCAGAUGCAGAGCUACCUGGCUUCCCGGAAGCCAUUCUUGAGAGUGUGCUGGAGGAGCCUCCUGAGGCCAUGAUGGAUGCAGCUCCAGAGCCCCAGCUUGAAGAGGAGGGCCUGGCCAACCAGGCAGAGGCAGCCCGCCCCUCAGCCAGUGUGGUACAUGGACCUUACUAUUAUUUCUACCAAGCUGACGACUGCCAGCAGAUGUUUAUGCAUCCUGUGAAUGUGCGCUGUCUUGUGCGUGAAUAUGGCAGUUUGGAGGCCAGUCCUGACUCCAUCACUGCCAGAGUGGUGGAGAUAGUGGGACACACAGUCACUGAGGACAUCCGUCGUCGGCAUCGUUAUUUGGCUCAUCUGCCACUCACAUGCGAGUUCAGCAUCUGUGAGUUAGCCCUGCAGCCACCAAUCCUGUCCAAAGAGACUCUGGACACCUUUGCAGAUGACUUGGAGAAAAGAAAGCGUCUGAGGCAGAAGAAAGCAAGGGACGAAAAACGCAGAGAGAAACGAAUUGAAAUUGAAGAGAAUAAGAAGCAGGGUAAAUAUCCUGAGGUGCAUAUUGGGCUAGAGAACCUUCAGCAUUUCCCAGCAUUUGGUUCUCCACCUUAUAGCAGCAGUCCCCCAAUCCAACCUGAUUUCACUUUCGCCCCUCCUUCACCCCUCAGCAGCAGCCCUUCCUCUGAUGGGAUGAGAUUUCCAAGUCUGAAUGUGUCAUCACCUGUUGUGGGUAGUGUGGAGGAGGAUUCCCACUGCAUGUCCUUUGCCCAGAUGCUAAGAGAUGGAAAAGCCAGAGUUGAUGCUGGGCCCAGGAUCACUCCAAAGAAAGAUAAGCUGCUCGCUCCCCCAGCACCAGACAGUGAUGGAGAGAGCGAUGGGUCCGACCGAGUCCCUGUGCCCAGCUUUCAGAACUCCUUCAGUCAGGCGUUUGAGAAGGCGCUUCUGGAGCUGGACAGUGGACCAGUUUGUCCACCACAAGCUGUGGUUGAACCAGAUGAAAAAGGAGGAAAGAAGAAAAAGAAAAAGCAGAAACUUCUGUUCAGCACAUCCAUGGUUCACACAAAGUAGACAACACUGAAGUUCAUUUAAACAUAUUGUUUCUGAAGAUCUUCCCACUGCUUGUGUUUUUACUUCAUGCAGAUCUUUCUUGGAACUACAAGCUAUGGAAAUAGGUUUUAGUAUGUAGCAGACAUUCAUGCUGCUUUAGACAUUGUUCCAUUGACUUGAUCCACUGUUCAUAUUUCCUCCCAUCAGUUACAGUUACCUGUUUUUUUGUUGUUUUACAACUAGGUCAAAACUUCACAUCAUCCUCUUGACACACUGAAAGCCUUAUGGGUAACAUUGAACUCAGAUGCUAAGUAAAGCAAGGAAUAUAUCAAGCUGCUGACUCUAAUAUAACGUGUGCUUCAGGCUUUUCAAGAAUUCCCAAUACCUGUUUGCAUUACAGACCUUGCUUUACGGUGCCCAGCUUUCUUCAAAUUCAUCCUGCUUUGCAUUUAGAACCUGUGAGUAAUAUGGACAAGAUAAUCUGAGGGUGCUUUAUACUAGAGUAGCAGUCAGCCAGCUGCAGGUACGUUGCACCUUGAAUUUUUCCAGGAUACUCGGCACCCACACAUUAUCUUCAGAAGGAAACAAAUCAGUACAUUUUCAGUGUUAAUCCCAGGUAAAAGUUCAAGAGGAUAGGUUUUCAGAUUGUGGAGAUAAGAGCCCUAGUAUUAUUACAACACCAACAAACGCAUAGAUUCUCAAACCAAGGAAGUGAAAACACAGUAUUGUAUAGAGAGAUUAGUUCUGUGGAUUCAACAGAACUCUGAUGUAUUCUGCCUGGUUCAAACCGUAAAUACACGCUUUCUUCUCAUUCAGUUUCUCCUUUCAUUUUCUGGUGUAGAAUGUCUACUGACUUUUAACAUUACUCCCCCAGUUUUAUUUCAGUGUUGAAAACGUGUGAAGUUUGAUAAUUGCUGACAUUUAACGAAUGCCUGUGAAACUCAAGAGAGAUGUGGAUUGGAAAUUUAUUUUGUUUGAGGGAUCUUCAAUUCACCUUUAAUUUUAAACAAGUUUAUAGGCUAGUCAUCAUAACUAGUCUGUUAUAAUGAAUAAACAAUUUAUGCACAAUCAAA